ACUAUCAGCAGGGCUGCGGCGAUCGCCGUCUCACUAAACGUAUAAAAGGGUGACGUAGGCAAUAGUUAGUCAACGAAAAAUUUCAGGAAUCUACAACAUGAACUUCACGGCUGCUCUGAUCGUUCUCGCCGCCCUCGUGGCUGUGACCUUCGCCGGAUACCUCGGAGGCGGUGGCUAUGGCUUGCACCGCGGUUACGGAGGCCUUGGCUACGGAGGUGGUUACGGCCACGGAGGUGGUUACGGCUACGGAGGCGGUUACGGCUACGGAGGCGGUUACGGGCACGGUAUUGGAUAUGGAGGAAUUGGUCUCGGCUACGGCAAGAAAUGGUAGAGAAAAUCAUUGAACAAGAAAUAAAUUACCAUACGAAAUAAAUUAGGUGUCAGCGUCUA
This is a messenger RNA of Varroa destructor (honeybee mite), 390 nucleotides long. RefSeq lists its product as uncharacterized. Lineage: Eukaryota; Metazoa; Arthropoda; Arachnida; Mesostigmata; Varroidae. The record is from RefSeq and is a predicted model, not a curated record.